GUUCUAUUACGACCAACGAACGAAACAGCAAGACCACACUACCCAGGUCCCGCGCUACCUGACCUUCGUCUUCCCGGGACCGCUGUGACUCUCCCGCAACUAUUAUCAUCAUCACCACUCCUCAUCGGGUGUCGCUGUGACGCUGGCUUUUUGCCCCUCACUACCCUCCUGAGCUCACAGCGUCCUUUCGACUGUAGGGCUCUCGUCCUCGGCCGUCUGUACGUAUGGGGCCAUCUAUACUUGUGCUUGGCAAAGCCGGACCUUGACGGAGAGAGACCCUACAAAGUUUCUCCUUGCGGCGGUGGAGGAGUGAGGAUUUGGGGACGUCAUGAGUACUCCACCAUUAGGACCUCCCGCCAACCCAAAAGGUGCUCGAGAUGUUGGUCGACUUCAACGUCGCUCGCCCAGGAGCCCAGGCGCGAUCCCAUCUUCGACCACAGCCCCUCUUCCCAGCCGCCCCAAAAUCCCUUUCCAUGGCCAACCUUCAUCACCGAGAAUACCUAACGAAUCGUCUACACGAGCUGGCAAUGAAUCUCCUCGAGAAGACUCCCGAGCCAAGCAGAAUACCUCGGAAAAUGCCAAGCGAGUCGAUAACUCGGCGGAAGAAAUUGCUCGACUGAGAGAAGCAGUCAAUGCGAGAAUCUCUUUGAAUAACCGAGAGCGCUUAGCAAGGCAGAACAAAUCACACUCUACUCACACCAGCGCGCCCUCGACGGAUCUUCAUGGCGCCUCUCCCAGCACCGACGAGUUCCUGGCUGCUGGCUAUGCCUCCCUCGAAGCUGCCUUUAUAAGCCCGCCACCUACGGGCUCACGAACUACCUCAACUGAGUCGAAUGCGACUGUCCGAGGGGGCGAAAUCGGGGGCACUCCUGAUCCAUCUCGCGUGCUCACGCCGUCAUACCCCUUUCCCUAUGUGCCUGCGGCACAACCAAGGCUCCCCACCACUCCUUUCCAUCGGCCAUUUACUGCCCUUUCCCCCACGGGCUUGCCGCCUUGGUUGGGGUCAAGUCGCCCGGAUGAAAUGGGAGAACAUCCAACCGUGCCAUCUGGGCCCGCCACGCCUCGGUCAACCAUGACCUUCCUUCCGCCGAGCAUCUCCGGCUUCUCUGGUGGCACCGAACAUCCCAGCCCAAGCUUGUAUGAACUCACACUCGCACUCACCUCGGAGCCGGGCCUGGAUACUUGGUGGUCGAACGUCGUUCAGAUACUGCGCGAGAAUUAUUGUGCAGAGCGGGUAUCCCUCGCCGUUCCAGCGGAUACUACGGAUCCUGAAAACAUUCCAUGGGGCCAAAAGGCCACCUUUAAUGCUGUAGAGGAAGAUAAGUUCAGCUUGGCUUAUCUGGCGCAGAGCCACCAAGAUGCGGCGAGCGAGGAGGAGGACCCAGAUGCAGUCGUUGCGCCGUCGUCGGGCGAAUCUGUAGCACCAGCCGAGCAUCUCGAGUGGUCCAUGGCCUCACUCUUAGGGCAUCGGCCUCGAUUAGCUAGUCGUCACUCUUUCUCUGGAUUUGAGGCUCGGAAAAAGCGUUCAUCGCUUGGCGCGGCGCAAGUCCCCGAAGUGAAACAACCGAGACCUGCAGCAUCUCGUACUAAAAGCGUUUAUACAUCUGACCAAUUUUCACAACAUUCAAGAUUAGCUGUGCCUUUAUCUUCUUCCCAGUUGAAUACAGAGUCUUUGAAAAAGCACGCUGCUAUGGAAGCCUCUGGAGAAGCCAAGGAUGCGCCUAUUGGCGAACCAGCGCAACGGGAAGCGCGCGGUAGAAUGUUUCCCGUUCUACAAGCCUUGGACUUCGAAGCCCAGCCGUUGCUUGAUCCCGGAGGUGUCCACAGAGUCCUAGAGAAGAGUGACGUGGUUGUACUUUCCAGGGAAUAUAAUGCGCAUACAUUUGAGUCGGAGAAUGUCAACAUCGAUCAGGGAGAGCGCUUUCAACCAGCAGCACAUUCCGAGGAUCUGCAUCACGAGCGAUUGACAUCUACCUCAGGAAAGACGGGACAUGUGCCAGCAACCGGAGAAAAGUCGCAGGGCGCAUUUCAGAAAGACCUGGCGGGUGCUCGUCCCAAUUCAGACGAACUGGAGAACACUUUGCACCUACCUCGCAACGAGCGCGGCCCAAGUGAGCCAUCGUCGUAUGAAGAGUUUGAACAAACACCUGCAUCUCCAUGGGCGCAGUCGCCAGCACCUUCGCCUGCUAUUCGAUCAGACACUAAUGAGAACCCCUUCUUCGCUGCGGCAACCGUUGAUGAAAGCUCAUUCAGCCCUAACCCAGUCUCGCAAGAUUAUACCACUGGAAAGCAAGUCGAGGCCAUUGGUGUCGAUCAUGCUACCACGAUUGUUCACGUUCCCCUCUAUCAUCCUUUGCUAUCCAAAUCUGUCCAGCCAGCUCGAUUCGAGUCCAAUUCGGCUUUCAUGGCAAACACAGAUGCCGGCCUGGGCGUCUAUGGACACUCUAUUCCUGAAUCGGUGAAGACGGGUUCAGGUCAUAAAUUCCACGAUAAGAAAAUCCCAAUUGCUAUUCUUUCUAUCCUUUCUUCCGUCAUACCCUAUCCUUCAAACCUAAGCCAGUCGCUGUCUCUGCUUGGACCUCACCUUGCAACAUCUUUUUCACUGGCUCGCCACUAUACAACCGUGGAGAGUGAGGCCAGUGGGUUAGCACGACGACGUUACGGAUCGUCUUCGGCGCUUGGAUUCGGCGCGGUGAUAGACCAGGGCCGUCCACUGGAUGACCUCGCCAGCCUUGAGCACGCUCUCCAAUUGGGUUCCGAAGAAGGCCCGACCGGCUCCAUCACUGGCAGCAUAACAAGCCCCAGUGAGUAUUCCGGCGUUUCCAAAAGUAGUCCGCCCGGCUCCCUGGGCGGCACGCCAACAGGCGAGGCUCAUGCCCAUCCGUACCCAAGCGACAGGCGAUCUAUUGGUGGCACUCCUGGCCGUCCAGGAACACUCGAGCCAAAUGACAGCUACUUUGUUUCGAAAAAGCCCGGCCAUUUGAGUAGGUCUAAUAGCGGGGUAGUGCCGACAUUGCCUGUAAUGAGUCUAUCAUCGACCAAGCAGACAUCGAAUGCUCCUGAGUCCCAAUGGAAGAGGCGGUCGGGUGACAAUCGAGGUGUGCAGCGAGACGUCACCUCACCAACAGAGGAGGAUAUAGAUCGCAUUGUGCCUGAAGAAGACCAGGAGAUUGGCACCAUGGAAUAUGAGCUCAGCCUGGCGAAGCGUGGAAGCGGACAGCGCUCGGAACGGACAAGGAGAAAGACGGAAAUUUCAAUAUCAGGGUCAAGCGCCGGAUCACAGUGGGAAGGCCGUCUUUCUGCUCGCGCUUCAGAUCCGUCUGCAUCGCAACGAAAACAGGCACCCUGGUUUGGACAUGCUCAAGGCCUGAGAAAGGGAGAGCGUCCACAUACACUUCUCCAUUCAUACGGUGCGGAUUUCGGUGCUACAUAUCAGUCGCUACCUUCCGCUACGUCCGUAGGAUCCCGGCCAAGCGUUGUACGAGCCCAUACAAGAACUGCCUCUGGGUCACUGACUACGCCAGAGUCAAACAUGCCACCACCUUCUGAACGACUUUUACGUACGAUUAUCGACUCAAUCCCUGUUCAAAUAUUUACGGCGGCCCCCCGGACGGGCGCUCUGACGUGGGUCAAUUCAAAAUUUUUGACUUAUCGAGGUCUCACUGUCGCUCAAUUUUCUGAAGAUCCUUGGCAAAGUAUUCAUCCAGAGGAGUGCGAGGACUAUUUGAAAUCUUGGGUACAGGCGCUACGGAGCAGCCAAGGCUUUUCACGCCAAGUUCGAAUCCGUAGAUUCGAUGGCCAGUACCGCUGGUUCUUUGUCCGCGCGGCUCCUUUGCGAGAUACAAGAGGCGUGACGGUACAUUGGUGUGGUACCUUCAUGGACAUUCACGAUCAACAUGUUGCUGAAGUCAGUGCUGCCCGUCAAAAGGAAACCGCGCAAUCCGAGGCCAAGUACCGUUCUCUGGCGAAUUCAAGCCCACAAAUAGUUUUUGCUGCCACCCGAGAAGAGGGAAUAACAUUUGCCAAUACGCAGUGGCUCUCCUAUUCUGGGCAGCAUUUUGAGGAUGCUCUAGGCCUUGGAUUUACCGAGUACGUUCAUCCAGAUGAUCUUGUCAAAUGCAGACUGCCGCAGUUUAGCGACCCAACAUCUACAGAGCCCAGUGCACGUCCUUCUCCAGGAGGUGGCGAUAUAGCCGCCUCUCCCACUCCUACGACGCAAAUUGGAGGGAGCAAAAAGGUUGACAUUUCGUCGACCGACUUUUCUGAGCUCACUCGUAGCGGGGUUAUCAAAGUUUCCAAGGACAGCAAUGGCAAACCAUCCUAUUCUACAGAGAUUCGGCUCAGGAAUAAUGAUGGAGAAUAUCGUUGGCACCUUGUGCGAUGUUUAGCGGUGGACUCAAUUAAUUUUGGGAACGGUGAAGGCUCUUGGUUCGGCACUUGCACCGAUAUCAAUGACCAUAAGCUCCUCGAGCAAAAGUUGAAAGAGACUAUGGAUUCAAAAACGAGGUUCCUUAGCAACAUGUCUCAUGAGAUCCGAACCCCACUCAACGGCAUUUCCGGAAUGGUCAACUUCUUGUUAGACACUCCCUUAACAGAGGAACAGAUGGAUUCGGUCAAUAUUGUUCGAACGAGCUGUGAAAACCUUGGCUAUUUGAUCAAUGACAUUCUUGAUUUGUCCAAGGUGGAAGCUGGCAUGGUCAAGCUUUCUUUCCAGCCAUUUUACGUACGUUCAGUCAUUGAGGAAGUCAACGAUCUGAUUUCUGCAUUAGCGAUCAAGAAGCGCUUGGAGCUUAAUUAUAUUGUCGAUGAUGAUGUGCCCGCCCUUGUCAUGGGUGAUCGGAUUAGAAUCCGGCAAGUUCUACUGAACAUUAUUGGAAACGCCAUUAAGUUUACCUCGCGGGGUGAGGUAUUCCUUCGCUGUCAGGUUUAUCGGAGCCAGCAAAGCGCUAUCAGACAUCAGGAGAUCAUGCUGCAAUUUGACGUCGAUGACACUGGAAGCGGCUUCACAGAAGCAGAGGCAGAACUCUUGUUCAAACCUUUUAGUCAGAUUGAUGGUAGCAGCACCCGCCAGCAUGGUGGUAGUGGCCUUGGGCUCGUCAUCUCGAGGCAGCUGGUCGAAUUACAUGGAGGUCAGAUGAAUGCCACCAGCGUGCCUGGCAAGGGAUCCACUUUCACAUUUUUCGUGAAGUUCCAAUUACCGCCAGAAGAAAGUAGACCCGAAGGCCAACGAAAGUCUCAAAAUGUAUCGGAGACACCCAAUAUUGAGUCGACCAAGUCAGGACAAGCAAAGGAUUCGUCCGCUGUGGGCGAACAAGAAAUUAUCCGCCCGCUCUUGGCAAAGACGUACACUCAGUCCCCUGGGAACCCGGGCGUCCCCGGCACCGAAUCCAUCCAGAGUUCCCCCGCCGUCUUGUCCUCUGGUAGCUCAGCGCCCUCAGUUGGCUCCUUGCGAACUUUCCAGUCCGACCGGUCUUCAAUGUCGUCAAUCUUGCCCAGUAAUUUGCAAGGGGGAGAGGAUGCUGGAAAGAUGAAUCUCAAGCUUCCCUCAGUUGGACGUCUCUCCCCCAGCGAUUCUCGCCCGGCGACCUCUCGUGGUGGUAGCCCGAUGCGUCCGCCCAUGUAUUCUGUUUUGGUUGUGUGUGCGCUUGAACAUAGCCGGGAGGCGACAAUGAGGCACCUUGAAAAAACACUUCCGGAGGAUAUCCCUCAUCAGAUAACAACUCGAUCUUCUUUGCCAGAAUGCCAGAGGAUGAUUGGUGGAAAUGAUCCGGUCGUGUUCACGCAUAUUGUUAUCAAUCUCAGCGAAGCGGACGAAGUCAUUGCCUUUAUGGACCAGAUUUUCCACUCUGACCUGCAUCCGAGAACCUCUGUGAUUAUCGCGUCGGAUUCUGUCCAGAAGCGUGAGAUUAUUGACCGAGCGCCACACCUUGACAUGGAUAAACUUGUCAAGCAGCUUAGAGUGCUCUUUGUUUUCAAGCCUCUGAAACCUUCAAAGUUUGCCGACAUUUUUGACCCAAACAAAGUGAGGCAGCUGAGUACAGAUCGCAAUCGCGACAGUGCACAGCAAGUCGCUGAAAGCCAAAGACAAGUCUUUGCAAACAUGGAGAACGUGAUCGGUAACCGUGGUCAUCGUAUUCUGCUUGUCGAAGAUAACGAGGUCAACCAACUGGUUUUGCAAAAGUUUUUCCGAAGAAUAUCCGUCGUUGUUGAGACUGUUUCCGAUGGAGCGCAGUGCAUUGAACGAGUAUUUAGUCAACCUCAUGCGUUUUAUUCUGCUAUCAUUUGCGAUCUUCAUAUGCCCAACAAAGAUGGUUAUGAGACGUGUCGUGAAAUUCGACAAUGGGAAGAUAAGCAGCACUUUUCGGAGCACGAUUUGAUUCCAAUAAUUGCUCUCUCGGCCAAUGUCAUGGCAGACGUGGUCGAUAAGUGCAUUGAGGCCGGGUUCAACAAUUAUGUAUCCAAACCGGUGAAUUUUGGCGAGCUGAGCAAAGUGCUCAUGGAUCUUUUGAAUCCAGCACGACCUCGCCAAUUGAUGCGUCACAACUCGCAUCCUAUUUAAAUCUUGUUGUUUGCGGGGUUGAAUUAUUCCGAAAAUGACAUUGUGAAGGUCAUAAGGUGGCGAUGGGUGGUUUUCUGCAUCAGCGCGUGGCGAACUGGCGUGGUUCUGAGAUUUUUCAUUUUUUCCCCGUGGGGAGCGAAGGGGAGAAAAGGCGUUGCAUGGAGAUGUGUCAGUAUUUCCCAUAGCCCCUCUCUUUCGUCCCAACUUUUUUCUAUAAUGAAUUUGACUAGCAUCCCUAGCCUCUGCCCAUGGGCAUGCUCUCUGCGUACUGAAAGUAUUGACCUGUUUUCUUUCUUUUUCUUUGCUACUUUAUUUUUUUUUCCCUUUACCUUUUGUAUGAUAGCUUAGAUACUCUGCUUUAUUUUACUUCUUUUUCUUAUUUCCCUCCCUUUACCCCUCUUUCUCUUUUCUCUACUUUUUUUUUUUUAUUUUUUUUUUAUUUUUUCA
Molecule: messenger RNA, 7006 nt
Organism: Xylona heveae TC161
Lineage: Eukaryota; Fungi; Ascomycota; Xylonomycetes; Xylonales; Xylonaceae
Exons: 3
Coding region: 329-6559 (2076 amino acids)
Biological process (GO): phosphorylation; phosphorelay signal transduction system
Molecular function (GO): protein binding; phosphorelay sensor kinase activity
Source: RefSeq, a predicted model, not a curated record